Messenger RNA from Metopolophium dirhodum (rose-grain aphid), 2659 nucleotides. RefSeq names its product spondin-1 (gene fat-spondin). Gene Ontology annotation, cellular component: extracellular matrix. The transcript has 11 exons. The record is from RefSeq and is a predicted model, not a curated record. Gene Ontology annotation, biological process: cell adhesion. The coding region runs from base 233 to 2293 and encodes 686 amino acids. Gene Ontology annotation, molecular function: serine-type endopeptidase inhibitor activity. Lineage: Eukaryota; Metazoa; Arthropoda; Insecta; Hemiptera; Aphididae.
AUAAAAUAUUACUUGCUGGGUGUCUGCGUUACACACAUGAUUUAGAUAUAAUAUAAUACAGUAUUAUAUUGUGUAACCAACGUUUUAAUGGUCCUGCAACAUAACUACGAUCUAGACGGCGUACGAUAGUAAUAAUAAUAAUAAUAAUAAUAAUGAUAUACAAAACAACGAGUAACGGGACACCGCAGUGAACGCAAUCAAACGUUUCUAUUCGGUUGGCUUCUACGUUAAGAUGCUGGCUAAAAUCGUAAUUGUAUGCUUGGGACUUUUGUCCGUGGGCCACGCUUGUGACAAUAAUAACUUGCAGCCUUUGGAAACGGCCAAGGCGUCGGCGAAAUGGAUGCACGAUGGCUUCAAAAUGUCCAUGUUUGGUGACCCGGACAAAUACAUACCGCAUUCGAUGUACAUUGUAACGAUUGAAAGUGAAAAUUUGGAUUUUAAUUCGUUUCUGGUAACUGCUGAACGCGAUUGCCACAGUACGAUAAGCGAAGAUUGUGGCGAUCCCGCAUCACCAGACCGAUCAGGUUCACUUCAAUUACUUUCGUCUGAUGACAGUGCGACAUUCCAUCCGGAGUGUAUAAACACCAUCAUCCAGUCUGAACCAGAAGUCAAACUGCAAAAGUUGCGUUUCGUAUGGUCAGCACCAAAAACAGGAAGCGGCUGCGUGUACUUAAGGGCUUUGAUUACCUAUGAAAACGGCUUUAAUAAACAGAAUAGUGAACUGUUAAAGGAACUAUGCGAAAUGUCUUUCGAUACAGUUACGAAGCAAAAUUCAUCGGCUGAAACCGAAAGUUGUUGUGCUUGUGACGAAGCCGUUUAUGAGAUGAAAUUUGAAGGACUUUGGUCAUCUGAAACUCAUCCGAAAGACUUCCCGAGUGCUUUGUGGCUUACUCACUUCAGUGACAUAAUUGGAGCGACACACGAUAAGAACUAUUCCUUUUGGGCUGAAGGUCAAUGGGCCACCGACGGUGUUAGACAGUUGGCCGAAUGGGGUUCAACGGCGAUUUUGGAAUCCGAACUUAGGCAGCAGAAGAAACAUUUGAGAACUUUGAUCAAAGCCGCUGGUCUUUGGCAUCCACGAGUAAACGCUAACGCCACGUCUAAAUUCCGAGUGGACAAGAAACAUCAUUACAUCUCAUUGGCUUCUAUGCUCGGACCGUCCCCUGAUUGGAUAGUAGGUGUCAAUGGCCAUAAUUUAUGUGAAAAGAACUGUCAGUGGGUUCAAAACCGAACUAUAGACUUGUACGUCUACGACGUUGGAACAGACAGCGGACGUACAUAUAUGUCACACAAUCAAGAGACCCUACCACAUGAACGCAUUUUUCGGAUCACCCCGAUGUAUCCGGAUGAUCCCAGGUCACCUUUUUUCAACGAAAAUGGCAACGAGAUGGCUCCUUUGGCGCGCUUACAUUUGAACAGAAUCAACCUCAUACCGAAGUCUUGUUCAGAUAAGAUUAUAACAGAGUUAAUGGACGAACUCGUAGUGUCGGAGAACUCACAAGAUAUAUUAAGGCCUGAAUGUGCUGUAUCAAAAUACUCUGAAUGGAAUAAAUGCAACGUGACUUGUGGCAAAGGUCUCAGAGCGAGAAGCAGAAACUAUUUAAAUGAGACCGCAGCUCAGCAGUUUGGUUGCGACAGACAAUUGGUAUCUAAAGAAAUGUGUCUGUCUUCAGUGCCAAUUUGCCCUGGUGAGACAGAACAAGAAGACGACAGUCUGCUAAUAGACGAUGCUAAAUGUAACACCACGGAAUGGACACCGAUGUCUGAGUGUUCAGUGUCGUGCGGUAUAGGAUUCAUGUUCCGCACCAGACAAUUUUUAGAUCACACGAGUUACAAAAAGUGUCGCCACAUCGGACUUGUCAUGAAGAAGAAAUGCAUGCAGCCAGCUUGCACUAAAGUCGCUGAACAGUCUUCUUUCACUAGCACAUGCCCGGUAACCGAAUGGAGUAUGUGGAGUCCGUGCAACGUAACUUGUGGCCAAGGGUUGUCGAUCAAGUCUCGGUUGUUGCUUGUAUCCGGUGAAAAUUACACAAAAUGUAUCGAUAAAGUCGUGCUGGAGGAAACUCGAACGUGUAACGGGACGCGGCCUACCUGUGAAAUAAACUCGUCUCUCGCAAAAGAAAUAUGUAGCAUGGAAAAAAACGAAGGAGCUUGUAACGUAAACGCUGUGCGUUAUUAUUACGAUAAAGCAUUUAAGACAUGCAAACAGUUCAAAUACGGUGGAUGCCGGGGUAAUGAAAAUAAUUUUAAAAGUGCCAAAGAAUGCUAUAAAGUGUGUCACGGUGUAGUUUGAAGAAAUUAAGUACUUACUUCAAUAAUAAGUAUCGUUAUUUAGUAUAGUUUUAACUUAUAAGAUACAUAAUAAUAAUGCGACAAUAUAUUAUGAUAUAUUACUAUAAUGUAUAUAAUAUAAUAGAAUAGUACAUAUAGAUGUUAAAAACUUAUAUUAUAUACGCACAGUAUGUACACUUAUUAAACUUGCCAGACAUACCUAUUAUAGUUAACCAACAUUUUACUGUGGAUUUGUGUUUAUGUUAUUUCCUUACGUUGUGCAAUUUUUUUUAAAUCGUUUGUGUUUUUGUACGUCAUCAGAACCAUUAAUUUUGUAUUCAUAUAAUAUUAUUAUUACCAUUGAAAAAUAAACAACAUUUUAUUCAAA